GCAACUCGUUAUGCUGCACAAAUAUAUAUUUUUGUUUUUGCUUCACGAGGUCGUCGAGACUGUGUGAGAGAUCGUAUACGAACGAACGACACGAAUGUGUGCGGUGCGUCAUGUACGUAUAUAAGACUAUCACAAUGUCACGUGUUCUUGGCUGGUCUUAUCACGUGAAAAAGCUGAAAGAAGUUCGUUACAUCGUUUUCUAAACACGAACCGAAAUUCGACAAUUAAUACGUUUUCUACUACCAGUUUUUUUACGCCUACCGCUAAUUCCUAUUUGACGUUAAACCGAAAGGCUAUGUUCGAGAUUCAGAUAGCCCUUCCAGUUUUUAUAAUUUUUAUAGUUUUAAAAAUGUUUAAACAUUUCACUUAAACGUUCACGUGUGCAUGUAUAAAAAUAUGACGGUAUGAGAUGAUAAGAGUGAUAAGGAUAUGCGAAUUGUACGGACAAUAGAUUUUUGACAACCGUACAACAAUAAAGAAUUAAUACAUUAACUAUGAAUGCUGUGAUCGCUCUAUGUAUCUUCUGUGAAUCCCACGGGCCCAGAGUGAUAUUCACGACACAAACGUAUCGUAAUUAUGACAAUCAGAGUACAGAGAAAUUAAAGUUCUACGGGCCGAAGGAGAUACUGAAACGAAGUCAGAAUGUUACCGAGGAUGGACAGCAUGAGUGCGAAGGAUGUCAGAGUAUUGGUAAUGUGAAAUAUUUAAGUAAUGAACAUGAAACUAGGACGUCAUUUCUAUCUGCCCAACAAUCAUUAACGCAAGACAUUUGGAGCUUGCUAAAGCAUGCAUGCAUUAGGAGCCUAAGCUGCGAAGUACACUCUGGCAAAGAAGGUGUUUGCUACUUUGGGGAUGAAAACCGGGGGCAUGUCUUAAGUCAUACGUUUACACUGAAAGAUGCCCAGGCAAGAGGUUUUCGUAAAUGGUGCAGUUUUAUUGUUUUCAUGAGGGAUAAACAGUUUCUAUUAAAUAUGUGGCCCUUUUUAGUUGACAAUUUAAAAGAAGUAAUACGGGAAUUACAAGAUUUCGCCGAAAAGAAGUAUAAUGCGGAAGAAGCCGAAUGCCCUCAGCGAGUUGCUCGUUUAUCAACAGCUAAUAGUGGACCAGGAACUUAUAAUAAUUCGAAACAGUCGAGAACUUUCAGUAACAUAACUAAUGAGAAACAUGUCUUUAUAAGAGUCCACAUGUGGCUGGUAUGGAUCCUUAGCGCGGGAGCAAGACACUUUAUAGAAAUAUUCCCGAUGAGCUUGUUGGACGACGAACUGAAUUACAAUUUGGAACAUCAGAUCGAGACCGAAGACGGCUUUACUUUAGUGAAUGCCAAAUUGCCUGUUAAUCUAACGUUGAAUUCAAACGAGCCGGAAACAACAUCGGAGUUCUCCGAAGUCUCGGGGAAAUCCACGAUAGUGAUACUUAAGGAUUUGAGAGCCGUGUUAGGGAAGGAUCAAUUUAGGCAGUUACUGUAUUCUAGUUUAACAGGUGUACAAAUUUUGGUGAGAGGUCCAAACGUCGAACGAUUAGAAUCUUUGUACGGCCUCAGCUCUCUUAUUCCACGCGCGUGUAGAAGAGUCAAGAUCCAAGCAACGGAAUACAUGGAUCCUAACAAGUGUAACUUUAUCGGUGUCGAUACUUCCAUAGCUGUACCUCUGCCUUGCGCGAAUGUCUGCAGAUUAGACAUCGUAGCUGACGAGCAUAAAGUUACAAAUUCAAGCUCGCACGUUGUCAGAUGGACAGGAGCGCUGCCUUUGAAGUUACCGACUUUAUUAACGAAGAUCGAAAAGUCGCUCGAAAACGAAAAGCUUGGGAUUUCUACUAUAAAAGCCCAUUUGGCCGCGCUGCAAGAGGAAUGGUCCAAUAUUGCGAAAGUGGUUCACGCUAUGAGAGGACGUGGUCACAGCGGUGAUCUUUCCGAGCUUAUGCUCAAUUUAGGUGCUGGACCUCAUGAUAAAAAAUUAUUAGACGCCUGGUCUAUGGGUCUACCCCCGAACCCAGCAUAAUAAUUCUCUUAAUUAUAGAAUAUUAUUUGGUAAUAUUUAAUUUAAUACAAAUGUAUCCUCUUGAUUCUAUUUCUAAUCUGUUCAUGCAAUAUUUAUAUAUCCAAGGUUGUGCGUCAUUUUUUAUUUAAUAUAUAUAUAUAUAU
Messenger RNA from Ceratina calcarata, 2140 nucleotides. RefSeq names its product folliculin. The record is from RefSeq and is a predicted model, not a curated record. Bases 495 to 1997 code for a protein of 500 amino acids. NCBI's taxonomy places the organism in Eukaryota, Metazoa, Arthropoda, Insecta, Hymenoptera, Apidae. Gene Ontology annotation, cellular component: cytosol. Gene Ontology annotation, molecular function: GTPase activator activity. Gene Ontology annotation, biological process: positive regulation of transforming growth factor beta receptor signaling pathway; positive regulation of TORC1 signaling; negative regulation of transcription by RNA polymerase II. The transcript is spliced from 7 exons.